AUGCGAAGCGCGACGACGGGGACGUUCACAUCGAUCCCUCACGCGCGUUCGGCCCCGUUGACGUCGACGCGAACGACGCGACGGAGGAGAGCGCAGAGAAGGGGCGCGGUUCGGGUCGCUUCGAAAGGAACCGACGCGUCGACCAGGACAGAUGGAAGAGAACCGAGCGAGACGCCGGAUCCGGAAGCUCUAAAAGCGUCGCUCGAAAGGCUGAGGGAGCGCAUGCGACAGGUCAACAGAGAAAAAGUCGCGUCCAAGGCUGAGUCAAGCGUCGCGGCGGUCGCAUCAGCCGUCUCGGAAGCGUCCGUGACUGAACCUGUUGAAGAGUCUGCCAAAAAGGCGAUUGAUGCGUCGAGAAACCCGAUGGAGCUCACAAAACGUGUGGUAGAUUGGUUUGGAGAAGUCGGUCGCAACGUAAUCAAGGACGACACCGGGGAGGAGACGGACACGAACGAGUUGAAAACAUCUACACCGACGAUGAGCGUUGACGAUGAGGAGUUGACAACGAAACCUCAAUCGCAAGGCGGAUGGUUUAGAUGGACGAACGGAUGGCGUGUGAGUGAGUCGAUCGCAUCUGCAACAUCUUCGUGGAUGCCGGUCAAGAGCGACGAGGACGUCGGUGCCCAGAUGGUCGAGGACGCUGAGCGAGCCGCGGUGGAACCUUCGCCAAAGGACACAGAGUCUGAUAGUUCGGACAAUUUUCUACAGCGCGUACCGUUGCCGCCUUGGAUUCGACAGCGCGUCUUUGGAACGAAAGAGACUCCUUCAUCAGCCAGGGACGAGAUGAAUUUCGAGACGUCCUUGUCCACCACAGAUGUGAACAACGCGAUAAGCGGCGCAAACGAGACCGCGGCCAACGUCACGUCGGCUGCACUUGACAAACUCAAUUCGGUUCUUAUUGGUAUCGAAGAGGCGGAGAUGCGCGUUGAGAAGGAUGUUCGCCUUGUUAGAGAUCAAUCCGCGGUCAAGGCGUUGCGCGAUUCACUGCGUGACGCUCGUUCCUCGGCGAACGAAGCUCGCAGCGCAGCGGAAGGGCUUGAAGCGGCAGUUCGAGAAGUGAAUAGAGCUCAAGCCGCUAUUCGUUCAGAAGCUGGAGCGAAGGGUGAAGAAGCGCUCAAGGCGUUGGAAGUCGCCAAGUCCGCGGUGAUUCAACAGGCUAAGAGCUCGAAUAACGCCGUCGCGGACGCGCUCAGGCAAGUGUCGUACGUAGCGACUCGCGUCGAGAAGCUCGGAUCGCUCGGUGAUGAGAGUAUGGGCGAGACACUUUCCCCCGACGUCAGUCGACCAGAGAGCGCUCGUCGCGGACUCCUCGGGGCUAUUGCGAACGCGCGUGAGAGCGCACAAGAUGCACUAGUUGCCUCAGAGUUGACGCAGACGAUUUCGCGGCUUACCUCAUUUGGACUUGACAAAUCGAAACGAGCAGAUUUCGAAGGCCUGAGCACGAUGGUGAGGCCGGCGCUUCAAAAAGUCGUUGCAAACGCGCUUCGACCGGUCGGGGACGAUGAAAUCGGUGAUGCCCGCCUCGCGUGCGCGCUCUCGGCGUGGAUAUACUACCUUCCGCAGAUGCAACACGCGCUUCCACGGAACCGCUUACGACUGAUCACGUCAUCUUUGGAUGAGAACAGAGUGAUACCGUCAUCGGAAUUUCGAGCAGGCAAGGUUCUCAUUGAAGAAGCGGCGACAAAAGCCGAGCGGGCUCUCGAGGAAGCUAUGAUGGCGAACCGAGUCAGCGCUGUCAAGGACGCCAAGCGCGAAGUUGCCGCGAUGAACGCCGCGGCGGAAGCGGCGGCGCUCGCAGCGGAAGCUCUGGAGCUCGCAGCAGAACUUCGUGAGAGCGCCGAGGAGGAAGGCUCAUUGGCGAAGGCAGUGGACAUGGCGGAAAACGCGAAGAAACUCUCUAUGGAAGCGCAAAAGAGAAUGGAAGAAGCGUCCAAAAUCGCCGAGGAGAAUAAGCAAAGACUAAAAAAAUGGGAAAUGCAGCGUGAACUCGCAGUGCUCGAAAGUGAAAUGAGGAAGACGGUGCUUGAGCAGCACAAGCAGAGGGAAGCGGAACGCAUACAACAGGACAGGAUGGAAAACGCGACACUCCCGGUUAAUUUCUGCGUUGCUGCGCAAGAUGACACCGCGACGCUUUGGGUUGUCGUCGAGGGCUCGACCAACAUUGCGAGCUGGCAAACGAAUUUCACGUUUCAGUCGGUAACAUUUGAGGAUGAUUUUGACGUCAAGGUACACCGAGGAGCGUACGCAGCGGCGCAGACGAUGUAUAGACGCGUUGAGGAAGCAGUAAAGGCGCACGUUACCAAACACGGAGCUCGAGCGCGCGUGCGAAUCACCGGCCACUCAAUCGGCGGAUCGAUCGCGACUCUCUUGGCGUUGAUGCUCCUGAUGCGAAACGGCGCACCGCGGUAUGCGUUAGCCGACGUGUGGUUGUUUGGAGCGCCAUAUUGUAUGCUUGGUGGCGACGCACUCCUCGCGCGCCUCGGUCUUCCGCGUACGUUCAUUCGAUCGGUGAUGAUGGGUGACGACGUCGUCCCUCGAUCCUUCUCUUGCUAUUAUCCAAAAUGGGCACAAAAUAUCCUCGACAGUGGACCGUUUAACGUGGACACGUCGAGCGCGAACUGGUUAGAGGAAGAUAUGUUUUACACUCCUAUGGGGACGUUGUUCAUGCUCCAAGCGGCGAACGCGAACGCGAAGAACAGCGAGCACCCGCUCUUGCCUUCCGGCCCGGGCUUGUACUGCCUCGACGGCGACGGGUUGUUUGAAACACUCAGCACGCGCGCACGCUUGACCGAUGACGACGAUGGCGAAGAGUCUUGGCUCAACCGGCGACCGAUGCGCGUCAUGGAAGAUUCAGAGGAGAACGAGGAGCCGCAACGGGUCGAGAACCUUCGGUUGCACCAAAUAGCAUGUUUGACUCAAAGCGAUGCCGCACUGACUGCUUCUCUUAUUCUGAACACGCUUCGAGAGGACCAGGACGCUUUACUCGACGCCGACGGCGGCGUCGCAGCUAUGCUCUCUGCUCGCGGUAGGGAAGCGGCGCAACGAGUAUUGCUAAACACACCGCACCCACUCACAAUUUUGUCAAAGCCCGGAGCGUAUGGCGACCGAGGUAUCAUUUCUCGAAUGCAUAAUCCGUUCAACUACGCGAAGGCUCUGAGCGUGGCGAGAAAGGCGAAACCAAGACGUGGUGAAUUAAUAGCGGCGCAACGUAGAACGUCCAUUGACGGCGCGCCAGCGAGCGGGAACGAUGGUCCUUGA
Messenger RNA from Ostreococcus tauri, 3258 nucleotides. RefSeq names its product Lipase, class 3. The record is from RefSeq and is a predicted model, not a curated record. Bases 1 to 3258 code for a protein of 1085 amino acids. Lineage: Eukaryota; Viridiplantae; Chlorophyta; Mamiellophyceae; Mamiellales; Bathycoccaceae. Gene Ontology annotation, biological process: lipid metabolic process. Gene Ontology annotation, molecular function: glycerophospholipid phospholipase A1 activity. The transcript has a single exon.